AUGCCGAAGCCUUUCCUCCGCUCCGUCCCCGCGAACGCUACCAUUACUCGUCGAGUUGCGUCCGGCAUCAAACCCGAAUGUCAUCAACCAUCAACAUUGAAUCCUCGCCGUUAUAAUGCCGCGAACACACGCUCAUGUCGCUGUCAUUGCAGACAUUUCAGCCAACUAACCCCCAAACCACUUGCACGCCUCCACGACCGCCGUGACAUCGACGCAAUCUUUUUCUCGAGAUCGCCUUUGAUCACGCUACAUUCUAGUAGGAAUAGACAGAAAGACGAGAGAUGCAGAAACAAAGUCGCCAGUCAAGUAGGUCAGACAGGUCAUACAGUAAAAUAUGACCUACGGCCUGGGACCGAAGGAGGAGAAGAUCACAAACCGCCCGACGAGCGGGUUCUGCGGUUAGGCAAGACACUGAGAAGACUAUCCCCCCUCCUCCCCAACAUCUUCGUCAACCCGCUCCCCACGGACCUCCUCUCGCCACAAAUCACCCUGCACCUCUUCCCCUCCACGCAUCCACAUUUACCAAACGUCAAGGGCCGCGUAUUGUAUCGAGCAGCCCUGUGGACUGUCCCCAUGGCAUGGAGCAGUCUGCCAUUGCUGGGAAAUGUGAAACUCCAAAUUCUGUCAGAGCGCAUGGUACGCGCUGAUUCGGUGUUGGGAUAUUCCGAUUGUCGUCGAUAUGAAGAUGCGAGUAACGGGUGUGGGGAGGAGAGGCUUGUUGUUCGGUGGAAGACGAGUCAUAACACCCCUUCUACAGAAUCGACUUCGACUUCCGGACCGCGUCAGAAUGGUGUAUCGGGCUCAGAAGCGGGGAAAAACAAAAGCCUAAGCACCCUCCUCGGCGGCGACGCCCCUAUUUUCUUACCUGGCAAAGAAGGCCGUUUCGAGGGUUUGUUCAUUUUCGCAUUCGACGAAAAGGGACGCAUUGCGGCACACACCAUUGAGCAUGCGGAUCAGGCGGAUGGAUGGGAUCGGACGGCGAAGUUUGUGACGUUGACGGAUUGGUUGUUGGGGAAGGCGAGGGGGAGUCUUGGUGAGGCUGGUGCGGCGCCGGCGUUGGCGCAUGCGAGGUAUCCCGUUGAGAGUCGGCAGGCUUCUUAUCGUGGUUAUAGUGAGAAAGAGGGGAGGUUGUGUUAUCAUGACGGGAUGAGGUGA
This is a messenger RNA of Talaromyces amestolkiae, 1155 nucleotides long. RefSeq lists its product as uncharacterized. The coding region runs from base 1 to 1155 and encodes 384 amino acids. The transcript is spliced from 2 exons. NCBI's taxonomy places the organism in Eukaryota, Fungi, Ascomycota, Eurotiomycetes, Eurotiales, Trichocomaceae. The record is from RefSeq and is a predicted model, not a curated record.